CCACAACACCACUCUCACAACAUCCCCUUCUCUUUCGCUAUCUCUCUUCUUCCUUCUCUCCCAAUUAAAACUUCUCUGUCGUUUUCUCAUAAACCUCAACUUAUAAUGCCGUCUGAACCAAACCAGACCCGACCCACCAGAGUUCAUGCUUCAACGGCGGCUUACCCACCGCCAAAUCUGGCCGAGCCUCUCCCCUGUCCUCGCUGCAAUUCCAACACCACCAAGUUUUGUUACUACAACAACUACAACCUCGCUCAGCCUCGUUACUUCUGCAAAUCUUGCCGCCGUUACUGGACUCAAGGUGGUACACUCCGUGACGUCCCCGUCGGCGGUGGAACUCGCCGUAGCUCCUCGAAACGCCACCGCUCUUUCUCCUCCACCGCAACCUCCUCUUCUUCUUCCUCUUCCGUCAUCACCACAACGACACAAGAACCAGCCACGACUGAAGCGAGCCAGACGAAGGGUAGUAGUAGUAGUAGUAACGUAAUCUCAGGUCAUGGAGGAUUUGCUUCUCUGUUGGGUUUAGGAAGUGGAAGCGGCGGGUCGGACUACGAGUUCGGGUACGGUUCCGGGUACGGGCUUGAGGAGAUGAGUCUUGGCUACCUUGGAGGUUCCACCGGAGGAGGAGGAGAGAUUCCGGUGGUGGACGUUGGCAGUGACACGUGGCGGUUGGGGGAGGUUGAAGGUAAAAGUGGAGGAGGAGACAGUUUGAUAUGGCCUGGUCUUGAGAUCUCAAUGCAAAGCAACCAUGUUAAGUGAAAGUGAAACCGUUUCUGAAUCCUUGUCUUCUUCCUCUGUUCUGUUCUUUGUUUGUUUCUCUUUUGGAUUUUUCUGUUUGUUUUUUUUUUUUUUGUAUGUCCUAGAAAGAAGAGCAAAAGAACACAAAUUGAAGCAAAAUGUUUUUUUUUUUCUUUUUUAGUUUUUGAGGUCCAACAAUGGUGGUGGUAUGUAAAUCCUCUGUUUCUCUGACGAACAUAUUGGAAUGGACUUUUAAGUUAUAAAAAAAAAGCUUUUUUUG
Molecule: messenger RNA, 1018 nt
Organism: Camelina sativa (false flax)
Lineage: Eukaryota; Viridiplantae; Streptophyta; Magnoliopsida; Brassicales; Brassicaceae
Source: RefSeq, a predicted model, not a curated record